Messenger RNA from Paralichthys olivaceus (Japanese flounder), 759 nucleotides. NCBI's taxonomy places the organism in Eukaryota, Metazoa, Chordata, Actinopteri, Pleuronectiformes, Paralichthyidae. The record is from RefSeq and is a predicted model, not a curated record.
GCCUGUCGGAGCAUGUGGGUCUGAGUGCGACGGGCAUGGCCAUCCUGGAGGUGGGUCUGCUGAGCGGCUUCAGUGUGGCGCCGGACGCCAUCCAGACUGACGAGGUCAUAAAGGCGGUGGAGAUGCAUCCUGGGAAAGUCGUUGUGUACCUGGACUCUGUGACGACGGACGAGAUGUGUCUGCAGAUUCUGAUGCACGUGGAAUAUAAAGUCGCCAAAGUGCAGGAGGCGACUGUUUCCAUCUACGAUUAUUAUGAACCAAGACGGAGGACGGUGAGGACGUAUAUGUCUGAGAAGAGGAACACCAUGUCCACCUGCUCCUUCUGUGGCCACGACUGCAGCGAGUGCAGAGUGGAGGAUUAUUACGAACACAGUUCUGCGUCUCGCUGCAGCAACAACUUCCCUCUGCUCGCUCUUCCUGCUGCUCUGCUCUUCACCAUCGUCUUCAGCCUGUAAAUAGUCAAACAAGUUCAGGGUCAGAUGUGAAAAUGUGUCGGGCUCAGCUUUGUGUGGAAAAACAUUGUGUAGUGAUGAAGUGGCUGGAAAAUGGGACAUGACUGAUAAUUGAAUUCUCCCUUUACUCAAAUGUGUGUAGUCUGUUUAUAUAUUCAUGUGCAGUUGAAGUGUGAAGUAAAACUUCUCGCGAGUGAGAAAUGUUAAAUAUUAUGUCAGAAGUAGGUUUUACAUCUGGGGGAAAUAUCUCAUGAAAUGAAAACGUCUCCAGCUUUAAUCAUGUGUCCUCAUGUAUCUUUUAAUUGCU